Molecule: messenger RNA, 780 nt
Organism: Photinus pyralis (common eastern firefly)
Lineage: Eukaryota; Metazoa; Arthropoda; Insecta; Coleoptera; Lampyridae
Exons: 4
Coding region: 137-718 (193 amino acids)
Source: RefSeq, a predicted model, not a curated record
AGGUGCUCAUAUUUUCGGAACUGUUUCACUGUACACAAUUUUCAACUAAUUUGUCGACAGAGUCUUUUCUCUUAUAUACUGAAUGUUUACAUAAGUAACAUAUCGGUUUUGUUUCAGACCCGUGGCUCCCAGUCCAAUGCAAAAAGUCGUGGUACCAGAAGACGUGCCUUCUUCCGUGUUAACCGAAUCCGUUCCACCUGAAAUCGAGCAUUUAGCUACGCGCGCAAGAGAUUGCAAUGCUAGAUCGCCAACUGAUAAUAUAUACUCUACUCGCGUGCUACAAGGAAAGACGAGGCCGAAAAUUAACAACACUGCUAAGCGAGGACAAGCUGAAAGACGCGGAUAUCCUGUGUAUAUAAGCGAUGAAAAACCGCCGUGGGGCGUUGAAGAACUGCAACCGAUUAUGGACCUGGCAGGUGCCGCUCCGUCAAGUCAGGCGCAGCGGGUCGAUACUUUAAAUGUUUCUGAUAACGUUCCGCUAUUCUACCACAAUGAAGACGAGAACGUACUGGAAUACCAUUUAAUACCACAACCACCCAGAUUUACCUCGCACGUUCAACUUCGUGGAUCCCAAAAGCCAUCGUGGUUUCCAGGUUUUUGUAUUGCAUUGCCUGAUAAUAUUCGCGUGGUAACGACCCCAUGCGACGUUCUACCUGCAGCCUGGCAAGCGGUUCAACCUGACAUCUUUUCCGAUGAAAGCUUCUUGAUCGUUGGAUGAAAUUGAAAUAUUUAAGUAAACGAUGCGGAAAUAAAUGUGCGUUUUAUUGUCAACACAUUUCU